UGAUCAGUCGCGAGGGAGAGAGAGAGAGAGCAUAGGAAAUGGAGAAAAAGCAAGAAGAAAAAGAAGCAGUUCUUCUUGUCUUCCUUCUAGUCACCUCUUCACAGCGCCCUUGCUGUAUUCUUUCCUCAUUCUUCUCUCUUUCUCUCUCUACUUUCUCUUUCUAGAUCUCUAGACACACUCCCAUAUCUCUCUCUGUAGAAUGGAGAUGCGUGUCUUGCUUUGGUCUUUCUAUGACAACACAUGAAACUCCGUUGGUUUUGUGGCAAGUGAAAGCAUGUGCUGUGGCUCAGAACGAUUGAAACUGAGAUUGUCUUCCCUCCAUCAUCCCCUUUUUCGAUUAACAGGACUAGACCUACUAAGAUGAACAUGAAUCACUUAACUGUUGAAACUGAAGAUGCUUUUGGCAGUUUGCUUGAACUUGCUGCUAGUAAUGACAUUGAUGGAUUCAAGAGAUCGAUUGAGCGUGAUCCAUCUGAUAUUGAUGAGGUUGGACUGUGGUAUGGACGCCAAAAGGGCUCAAAGCAAAUGGUUCUUGAGCAUAGAACCCCUUUAAUGGUUGCUGCUACAUAUGGUAGUAUGGAUAUUCUGAAACUGAUUCUUUCUCUGUCUGAAGCUGAUGUGAAUCGAUCAUCUGGCCUUGAUAAGAGCACUGCUCUUCACUGUGCUGCAUCGGGUGGAUCAACAAAUUCUGUUGAAGUUGUGAAAUUACUAUUAAUGGCAGGUGCUGAUCCUAAUUUGAUCGAUGCUAAUGGCCAUCGUCCUGUUGACGUUAUUUUUGUCUCUCCUAAGCUCCAAGAGAUGAAAUACACCCUUGAAGAACUUCUUGCAACCAAUGGUUCAGUUGGUGAGGGCAAUCUCCGGGUGUCAACAGCAACUUCAAAUUCAAAUUCUCCACCGCUUUCUCCAUCCCCGGAAAACAGAUCCCCGUCAUCUGAUUCUGAUUCAGCAUCUUCUCCCAAGUGUUUGAAGUUCAAUGAUGUCCCAGUGUCUUGUGCAUCAGAGAAGAAAGAAUACCCCAUUGAUCCAUCCUUGCCCGACAUCAAGAAUAGCAUUUAUUCAACUGAUGAGUUUAGAAUGUUUUCUUUUAAGGUCCGACCUUGUUCUCGUGCCUACUCACAUGACUGGACAGAGUGCCCUUUUGUCCAUCCUGGGGAAAAUGCUCGAAGAAGAGAUCCAAGGAAGUACCAUUACAGUUGUGUUCCUUGUCCUGAGUUUCGCAAAGGGGCUUGUCGAAGAGGGGAUAUGUGCGAAUAUGCACAUGGGGUAUUUGAGUGCUGGCUCCACCCAGCUCAAUAUAGGACCCGGCUUUGCAAGGAUGGUACAAAUUGCAACAGAAGAGUGUGUUUCUUUGCCCACACACAAGAGGAACUCCGACCCCUAUACGUCUCUACUGGUUCUGCAGUUCCCUCCCCUCGCUCAAGUUCGUCUGCAGCUAAUGCCAUGGAUUUUGCCACUGCCAUGAACAUGUUACCUUGCUCUCCUUCAUCAGUCCCUCUCAUGUCCCCUUCACCUUUCACUCCACCUAUAUCUCCAUCUGCCAAUGGCGUUUCAAACAUGGGUUGGCCCCAAUCAAAUGUCCCAACAUUGCAUCUCCCUGGAAGUAAUCUCCAGUCUAGUCGCUUGCGUUCAUCUCUUAAUGCAAGAGAUAUCAAUGCAGGAGACUUGAAUAUGUUGCCAGAUUUUGAUGUGCAACAACAGCAACUCCUAAAUGAAUUAUCAUGGAUUUGUCAACAGAGUAUUAAUAACAAUUCUUUGAAUCGUUCUGGUCGUUCAAAACCCUUAACUCCUUCAAAUCUUGAGGAUCUUUUUUCUGCAGAGAGCUCAUCUCCUCGUUAUUCUGAUCAAGCACUGGCUUCAGCUGUUUUCUCCCCCACACACAAAUCAGCGAUUCUCAAUCAAUUCCAGCAGCAGCAGCAAAGCAUGUUAUCUCCAAUCAACACAAAUUUCUCACCAAAGAAUAUUGAUCACCCUUUAUUGCAAGCAUCCUAUGGGGUUCCAUCUUCAGGGAGGAUGUCUCCCAGAAGUGCAGAGCUAGAUCCUAUCUCACCACUAAGCUCUCGCGUUUCUCUGCUUGCUCAGCGCGAGAAGCAGCUACAACAGUUUCGAAGUAUGAGCUCACGAGAUCUUGGCUCUAAUUCUGAUGUCAUUGUUGGCUCUCCUAGUGAUUCUUGGUCAAAAUGGGGAUCAUCCAAUGGGAAGCCGGACUGGGCUGUUAAUGCUAAUGAAUUUGGUAGGCUUAAGAGAUCAUCGUCAUUUGAGCUUGGGAACAAUGGUGAGGAGCCUGAUCUAUCAUGGGUUCAAUCUCUUGUCAAGGAAUCUCCACAAGACAUGAAGGAAAAGUAUGCAGUGCAUGUUUCCGGUGUUGCUAGUGGUUCGGCUGCUGCAUCUUCGGGCUUGGGAUCAAACUUGAACUCCCGGAUUGAUUCAAAUGAUCAAUCAGCUCUGGGCACAUUGCUUGAGCAAAUGCAGCUUGAUCUCUGUUGAACUGAAAAUGGUUCUCAAUGAACCUUUAGGUUGCAAAAAAAUCAUUUGGUUUUGUUAAGAGUAAAUAUUUCUCUUCAUUUUGGAUAUUGUUGGUGGUGGGUUAGGAUGGGAGAAGAUGAAAUAUUUGGAAGGGAAACCAUUUUCUGGCAUUCAAAAUUCAUAGUAAAAGCUAGAAAGGGUGAGAAAAUCUCUUGGUAUACUGAAGAACAAAGUCCAGAUUAGGUAAUUCUUCUCCAAUUACCAAUAUUUUUAGAUUUUUGGUCUCUUUAGUUGUCAUUUUUUUCCUUCAACAAAUGAUCCUAAUGUAUCCUUGAAAUGGAAGUACUUGUAAUCCUGAAGAAAAUGAGAAUGUUAAUGAAGUUUUUACAUUGAACAGUUUACUUUGGUACAUGUAUAUU
Ilex paraguariensis (yerba mate) is the source of this 2882-nucleotide messenger RNA. The record is from the annotation of a GenBank genome assembly. Lineage: Eukaryota; Viridiplantae; Streptophyta; Magnoliopsida; Aquifoliales; Aquifoliaceae.